This is a messenger RNA of Physeter macrocephalus (sperm whale), 2655 nucleotides long. It is a transcript of the gene PRDM6, whose product is annotated as PR/SET domain 6. The coding region runs from base 10 to 1803 and encodes 597 amino acids. Gene Ontology annotation, biological process: regulation of transcription by RNA polymerase II. Gene Ontology annotation, cellular component: nucleus. The transcript has 7 exons. Lineage: Eukaryota; Metazoa; Chordata; Mammalia; Artiodactyla; Physeteridae. Gene Ontology annotation, molecular function: RNA polymerase II transcription regulatory region sequence-specific DNA binding; histone methyltransferase activity; protein binding. The record is from RefSeq and is a predicted model, not a curated record.
GCGUCGGACAUGCUGAAGCCCGGAGACCCCGGCGGCUCGGCAUUCCUCAAAGUGGACCCAGCUUAUCUGCAGCACUGGCAGCAACUCUUCCCGCACGGCGGCGGCGGCCCGCUCAAGGGCAGCGGUGCCGCGGGUCCCCUGGGCGCACCGCAGCCUCUCCAGCCGCCUCCCCCCCCGGAGCGCACUGAGCCCCAGCCGGACAGCCUGCGCCCGCGGCCCGCCUCGCUCUCCUCCGCCUCCUCCACUCCGGCUUCCUCCUCCACCUCGGCCUCCUCUGCCUCCUCCUGCGCCGCGGCCGCCGCGGCCGCCGCCGCCGCCGCGCUGGCCGGUCUCUCGGCCCUGCCCGUGGCGCAGCUGCCAGUGUUCGCGCCUCUGGCCGCCGCCGCCGUCGCCGCGGAGCCGCUGCCCCCCAAGGACCUGUGCCUCGGUGCCGCCUCGGGCCCGGGGCCCUCCAAGUGCGGAGGCGGCAGCGGCGGCGUCGGCGUCGGGGAUGGCCGGGGCGUCGCGCGCUUCCGCUGCAGCGCGGAGGAGCUGGACUAUUACCUGUACGGCCAGCAGCGCAUGGAGAUCAUCCCGCUCAACCAGCACACCAGCGACCCCAACAACCGUUGCGACAUGUGCGCGGACAACCGCAACGGCGAGUGCCCCAUGCACGGGCCGCUGCACUCGCUGCGCCGGCUCGUGGGUACCAGCAGCGCCGCGGCCGCCGCGCCCCCUCCGGAGCUGCCCGAGUGGCUUCGGGACCUGCCACGGGAGGUGUGUCUGUGCACCAGCACCGUGCCCGGCCUGGCCUACGGCAUCUGCGCGGCGCAGAGGAUCCAGCAGGGCACCUGGAUUGGGCCCUUCCAGGGCGUGCUCCUGCCCCCGGAAAAGGUGCAGGCCGGCACCGUGAGGAACACGCAGCAUCUCUGGGAGAUAUAUGACCAAGAUGGGACACUACAGCACUUUAUUGAUGGUGGGGAACCUAGUAAGUCGAGCUGGAUGAGGUAUAUCCGAUGUGCAAGGCACUGCGGAGAACAGAAUCUAACAGUAGUUCAGUACAGGUCGAAUAUAUUCUACCGAGCCUGUAUAGAUAUUCCCAGGGGUACCGAGCUUCUGGUGUGGUACAAUGACAGCUAUACGUCUUUCUUUGGGAUCCCUUUACAAUGCAUUGCCCAGGAUGAAAACUUAAAUGUCCCCUCGACGGUCAUGGAAGCCAUGUGCAGACAGGACCCCCUGCAGCCCUUCAACAAGAGCAGCAAACUCUCCCCCGCCGCCCAGCAGCGCUCCGUCGUCUUCCCACAGACUCCGUGCGGCAGGAACUUCUCCCUCCUGGAUAAGUCUGGGCCCAUGGAAUCAGGAUUUAAUCAAAUCAACGUGAAAAACCAGCGAGUCCUUGCAAGCCCGACCUCCACCAGCCAGCUCCACUCGGAGUUCAGUGACUGGCAUCUUUGGAAGUGCGGGCAGUGCUUUAAGACUUUCACACAGAGGAUCCUGUUACAGAUGCACGUGUGCACGCAGAACCCCGACAGACCAUACCAAUGCGGCCACUGCUCCCAGUCCUUUUCCCAGCCUUCAGAACUGAGGAACCACGUGGUCACUCACUCCAGUGACCGGCCUUUCAAAUGUGGCUACUGUGGUCGUGCCUUUGCUGGGGCCACCACGCUCAACAACCACAUCCGAACCCACACUGGAGAAAAGCCCUUCAAGUGCGAGAGGUGUGAGAGGAGCUUCACGCAGGCCACCCAGCUGAGCCGACACCAGCGGAUGCCCAAUGAGUGCAAGCCAAUAACCGAGAGCCCAGAAUCAAUCGAAGUGGAUUAACUGAUUGACUGGUUGGAAUUAAACUUCAAGGAAAGUCAUGAUUAAAUGUCACGGACACUUAAGCAAAACCAAAGAUUUCCUCUGAGCAACUUUCAAUCAGUCCCGGAAAACCAAAAGCAGUAAUAAAAUAAGUAAGAUGUUAAGAGAUAUUGAUCCUGGCGUGGAAGUCAGACCAGGAGAGAGAUUAUUUAUUUAUGACUAGGGAUGAGACUCAUUUCAGUGGACAACUAACCUGGGAUGGCUCACAUUUCCAGUCCCACCGUGUAUUUGCUUUGUUUCUAAAAAGCUUUUUGAAACUGUUAUUUAAUACCAAAGGGAGGAAUCGGAUGGGUUCUUCUGCCUUCAGUUGUGACUAAGAAUGCACAGGGACUUGUUUCUCGUUGCACCUUUUUUAGUAGCAUGAUUCAAGGGGAACCAUUGUACAGCCCUCUUCCUGCUGUUUCAGUUUGGCCUGGCCUGCCUCAGGCUGCCCAGCAGGGACCACAGAUUCGGGAGCCAGAGCCUUCGCUGAGUCCAGGCCAUCUUCAGCCCCACGGGUGCUCCAUUUCUGUGUUUUCUACUCUUAUUAUUUCUCAUGCACUUUUCUCACGGCUCCUUCCAUCCAGCAGCCUGGUCUUGAUGCAGAAGAGCCUGGAAGUGGAAGAAGAUGGUUUAAAAUUCAAAAUUCAAGGGGAAAAAAAAAUGGCGACUUACGGUGUCCUGUCAAGAUUUCAAAAACAUUUAAAAUGUACGGAGCUUCAUAAUACAGUAUAUUGUUCUGAAGCAGCUAGUGAGAAAAUUUUGUUUUCAAUAACAUUUUACCUUAAAAAAAACCCACGAAAAUAAAGUUCUUCAGUAUGAGGCUGAAUAUAA